Molecule: messenger RNA, 1320 nt
Organism: Lichtheimia ornata
Lineage: Eukaryota; Fungi; Mucoromycota; Mucoromycetes; Mucorales; Lichtheimiaceae
Exons: 9
Coding region: 1-1320 (439 amino acids)
Source: RefSeq, a predicted model, not a curated record
AUGAUGCCUGACACACCGGUCAAUGCUGGCCAUGCGUAUGCCAGCCGAGCAGAAGAUCAUGAGGAACGGGAAGAUUGGACAAAGGCUGCCGAGGCCCAUUCCCAAGCUGCUGAGCAAUUCCAAAAAGCCGUUGCCUAUACGCAAGACGCAGUGGCGAGCAAGACGCUGCAGUUGUUGGCACUCGAUCAUUUACGUAAGGCUAAGGAAUUGGAAAGGAAGGUCAUCAAGAUACAAAAAGGUCGUCAAGCUACUCAACAACAUUCACCUUCUGCGACUCAUUCAUCUAUCAACGAGCAUUCUUCUUCGUCUUCGUCGUCUUCCACCAUCAGCAAUUCUUUUGAUAUGGGGAGUUUACGCCAAGCUCUUGCCGGGGAUCGUAAAAGACAUCAUGGUGGGCGAACAACUCAUGGAUCAUCAACGCCUGCCAUUGGAGGAUCCUAUGCUGUGUUGCCAUCGGAUGGCAGGGAUGAGGAUAGUGAUGAAGAUGCUGAUCCAUUCAACAAGUUUUGGGGCGUAGUGGAGCAACUUAUGGACAACUUGUCGAAUCCCGUCGCCUUUACAUCUGCACCGCUCAAUGAAUACGACAAUCCUACCCCUGCAUGGACACAGCAGAAAUCAUCUACUACUACUGCAACAAACAUGGACGAUGAAGAUGAUCAUUUGGCGUCAAAGAUGAUGGAGUCUUAUUUCAUCGUCCCUGAUCCUCAGCAAUAUCAAAAUGGAUCGGAAUCUUCGUCUUCCAAAUCGAAUGACUAUGCAACAGAAAACGAGCAGCUCCGAAAGCGUGUAAACGACUUGACGCAUCAAGUACAGUCGCUUGAAAAGGCGGCCGAAGAACGUAAUGCAUUGAAAAGCAGCAUCAUGCAAUUCAGGAGUGAUGUGAAGAAGCAGGCCAAACGUAUUAUGCAAAGUCAAGAUUAUUCAGCAAUGCGUGCAUCAUCAUCAGCUGCAUUGAUGACUACAAGUACCAAUACCCAUAAUGGAUGCCUUCGACCUUCAGGAGACUUAGUAUCGAGGGUUCGAGAGCUUGAAGAGGAAAAUCGUCAACUCAAGAUCCAAAAUGAGAAGCAGCAGGCACUUAUGAACAAGUAUAGAGAACGAUGGGAGAAAUUGAAAGAAAGUGCAAAGAAACGACGUGCACAACCAGAACAGGAAUCACCAACUUCCAGCAGUGCUUAUACAACAUGUUCCUCGGAUAAUAUGAAGCAACCAACAUUGUUAAGGUCUUUGGCACAGCAAACACCACCUUAUCCACCUUUUGCUGAUUCCACAAGACGCACGCCAUCAUUAGCGGCUGGUAGAGGAUCCCUCGGAAAUUGA